AAUGCGAGGGACGGUGGUAGGCGGCGCCGUCGCGGCGCUGUUGCCUCUGGCGGGCGCUCAGCUCUCGUUCUGGCACUUGCCGGCUGAUCGUAGCAGGGCGAGGCUCCGCGACCCGUACGAAGCACUGGAUGUUCUGUCCCGCAUGGGAUACGCGGCCUUGGUGGGGCAGGAAGAGGGAGACGGCGCUUAUGAAAGGAAGCAGGCCCUGGACUACGUUGCCAAGCUAGGGUGGUCUGAUGUAGAUAUUGCGGCGGUUAUGGAGACCUUCAGGACGGGCAUAACGACGCCAGAGACAUGCGAAACCUGUGAAUACUUUAUGAACGUGCUGAAGAAUGGCUCGGGCAAGUUUUCCAUGCCCGUCUUCGUCGCAUUCCUGUGGACCAUGUGCUACAUCCAGUCCUACACCACGAGCGAAGUCUGCACGGGCAUUGUCAGGUCCUACAAGGACGACGUCGGCUACGUGAUGAGAACCACGAGGUCCUCUCCGAACGAGCUCUGCACGCUCAUGUUUGGUAGGACGUGCGGAAACCUCACGUUGCCGGAACACGUGUGGGAGAUAGACGUUCCAGCAAAGCCCAGCGACACCACGCCUGUACUCAGGAAGAGGGCGCAGUCAACGGCCGAGCUGGCGUCGUCGUUCCGCGUGCUGCACCUGUCGGACACGCACUACGACCCGGAGUACGUCGAGGGGAGCCUGGCAUCGUGCGACGAGCCCCUGUGCUGCCGUGCCGCAUCGGGAGAAGUAACGAACGACACCGACCGCGCGGGCCGCUGGGGUGACUUGCGUUACUGCGACCUGCCGUUCCGCACGCUGGAAAACAUGCUCGAGCACAUCGGACGACAGGGACGUCAGCCUCAGUUCGCCUACUGGACCGGCGAUCUCCCACCCCACGACGUGUGGAGGAUAACUCGGGCCGCCAACUUCGAGAACUUCGAGACGACCGUCUCGACAAUCGCCAAGAAGCUGCCCGGCGUCACGGUCUAUCCGGUCGUCGGAAACCACGAAGCUGUUCCCCCCAACAUGUUCCCCGAGACCGACCACAGCGAUGCGCAGCACGCCGAGAAGUCGCAGUGGCUGUACGACACCCUAGCCGAAGAUUGGAAGGUGUGGCUUCCGGAAGACGCCCUCGCCAGCGUCAGACGGGCUGGAUACUACGUCGCUAAGCCAAGAGAAGGUCUUCGGCUAAUAUCGCUCAACACAAACUUCUGCUACAACUUCAACUUCUGGCUCUUCGUGAACUCGACCGACCCUGGAAACCAACUGCGAUGGCUGGUGGACGAGCUGCUUGAUGCCGAACGCGUAGGCGACAAGGUGCACCUGAUUGGCCACAUUCCUCCCGGCUUGCCCGACUGCCUCGACACUUGGAGCGCCAUGUUUCACAGAAUCGUGGAAAGGUUUUCAAGCACAGUGGUGGGCCAGUUCUACGGCCACACGCACUACGACGAGGCGAUCGUGUACUACUCGUCCGUGGACAGGUCACGGCCUUUUGGGCUCGCCUUCGUCGCGCCGAGCGUCACCACGUACACCUUUCUGAACCCAGCUUACCGGAUAUACGAAGUCGACUCGGAAUCCAAGCUGGUGACGAGACACGAGACGUACUCCAUGAACGUGACCGAGGCUAACCAAGGUGACGGAUAACCCCGCUGGAGGCUCGAGUACAGCACCGAGGACCUGGGUCUGGCGCAGGUGGGCCACGAGGACUGGGCCGCGCUCAUCGGAGCCAUGGAGGCUGACCAGGCUCGGUUUAACCAAUACGUCGGGUACACGACUCGCCUGGGCGACCAGGAGAUGAGGUGCGACGACGAGUGUCGCGAGCGACUGCUGUGCCGCUGCAGAACGGACAGGGCGCACGACUACUCGGCCUGCCCAACAGGAACAACGCCACCGGGAGGCAG
This is a messenger RNA of Dermacentor albipictus, 1896 nucleotides long. RefSeq names its product sphingomyelin phosphodiesterase-like. Gene Ontology annotation, molecular function: acid sphingomyelin phosphodiesterase activity. Gene Ontology annotation, cellular component: lysosome. Lineage: Eukaryota; Metazoa; Arthropoda; Arachnida; Ixodida; Ixodidae. The record is from RefSeq and is a predicted model, not a curated record. Gene Ontology annotation, biological process: sphingomyelin catabolic process; ceramide biosynthetic process.